Molecule: messenger RNA, 2097 nt
Organism: Wasmannia auropunctata (little fire ant)
Lineage: Eukaryota; Metazoa; Arthropoda; Insecta; Hymenoptera; Formicidae
Product: tachykinin-like peptides receptor 86C
Exons: 4
Biological process (GO): G protein-coupled receptor signaling pathway
Cellular component (GO): plasma membrane
Molecular function (GO): tachykinin receptor activity
Source: RefSeq, a predicted model, not a curated record
CGGCUGGAAUCGGCGCAGACACUCGCGUAUUUUCCCAUCAGCUGACACUUGUGCCCAAGUGGAAAGUCUCGGCGUGGUGGGCGACGAAGGAAAGGGGUGCGAGAAUGCUCAUGGUGCGCACGCACCGCUGAAUGAACGCGCUUUUGAGCCUUCAGUAUCACCGUCGGGGUUCUUCGAUGCGGUACACCGGCUUGAUCCACCUGACGAACGGGAUGGAUUGACGAACGAUCACUCGUAAAUAUAAACGUCCUUUACGUGGAUACGCGCGCGCACAAAUCGUCUUCGAUAAUUUUGCGACAAUAAUGUCGACAAUUGACGAAUCGAUCAAGCCGCGCGCAAAUAAAUGACAGGUACCGAUCGACAAGAGACAAUCAAGAUUCGUCGAAUAUGCGGAUACGCACUGUCAAGUUCCCGGACGCAACGUGAUAAACUCUGUCGUUUGUUACUGUCAGUGACAAUGACUUUCAUAAAACGAUCGUAAAUUCAAAGCUUUGCGCUUUCUAUUAACUGAUUAAAAAGAAAGGGAAAAAUAUACUGAUUACGAAUGAUAUUGUGCCUCUGAAGUGUAUGAUAAAUGCGAAGCGCAUUUUAGUAAUGGAUGGAAAGAAAUCUUGCAGAAAGGCUGUCAUUCGCAGUUGUUGAACGCGCGUUUUAUAGAAAGUGUUUAAAAGUUUAAGUAAUAUUAUUCGUCUAAAAACACAACGAUAAGUAUUGAUAAUACAUAAAAAUUAUUAUUUUAAAAUGUUAUACAAUUAAUGCGGUAAAGUGGGGGAAGAAUUAAAAUAAAGAAAGCGUUAAAGAUUUAAAAUAAUUCCAAGAAGGUUCAACUAAUUUGCAAAAUCUACGUAAAGAUAAAGCAGAUCUCUAUAGAUCUAAUUAAUGUAACGUAGAUUUCCAAGCGCUUACUGAAUAAGAUAUCUGAGAAUCCCCUGACAAAGUGAUCUGGAGAUACAACCAUUUUGCGUUUAUUCCAGCUUUAAAGGCAAUCUUAUUAGAUCGACGGACAAUAAGUUUUAACAGAAGUAUUUGGGAUAUAAAAAAGUGCGCCGCAAAUAAAGGAGUAAAAUGUAAUCAAGUUAGUAUUUGAAAGUUAUUAAUGUCGAUUGCACUGAUUAAACAACGAACUGUAUGAGACUUCCAAUCAAGCACCACAAAUUCGUAUCAAUUACGUGCACAUUUUUCCAAUAACGAGCAAUCAAGUUAAGCCAUAAUGAUAGUUACUCGCCAGUUCAUUGUGCGUCACGUCGGAGGAAAUUGGUAACAGCUCAUAAAAUCGAUUUAACGUGCUGUUUGGAGGAAACGAACGGAGAGAUAACGAUUGAACACAAAGCCCCGGGAGUGUCCGUACGAUCGCUAAAGACAAACCUUUACAAAUAUGAAUAGCCCAAACCUGGAGCAUUUGUACAAUUGCACCGCAUCGGUUCUGGAUCUCAAUGUUACAAUGCUACUGAAGCUAAAUUUUAGCGAGAUCCGUUAUUUUAUCGAGGAGACGUUAAACAAGUCAACCAGACGUGAUAUUAUUCAGCAGGCGCUCCGCGACUGUAUUCUCGGCAAUCAGGAACGGCCGUUCGAUUUGCCAUGGUGGCAGAAGCUCUUCUGGUCUUCGAUAUACGCGGUGAUCGUGCUGGUCGCAACUGGUGGCAAUAUUAUCGUUAUGUGGAUCGUACUUGCUCAUCGGCGAAUGCGUACCGUAACUAAUUACUUCUUGGUAAAUCUUUCCGUUGCGGAUCUUAUGAUGUCAUUGCUCAACUGCGCCUUCAACUUUAUCUUCCUCCUUAACUCUAAUUGGCCCUUCGGAAUGGUGUAUUGCACCAUCAACAACUUCGUAGCACACGUGACUGUCGCUUCCAGCGUUUUUACUCUCGUCGUAAUUUCAUUUGACAGGUACAUGGCCAUUAUGUAUCCUCUUAAACAUCAUAUGUCUCGCAAGAGGACAGUGAUUACUUUAAUUUUAAUCUGGGGCAUUUCAUCCGCACUAGCAACCCCGUGCCUCUUAUAUUCCACAACAUCAUUGCGCAGAUAUUCCGAUGGAACAAGAGUUGCUUGUUACCUAUCGUGGCCUGACGGUGACUAUUUACGUAGUAAAACGGAAUAUUG